GUAAAGGAAACUAAAUCCAGCCGGUUGCAAAGGGUACAAGUGACAACGACGAGCAACGCUACUGUCUUCUGAACGGCCAUGGCUCACGUCGCAGCUUUCCCAUGUUUUAGCAGCGUCGUUAUAGCCGCCCGCCAGCGACAAAAUGGAGGAGAGAACAGUACAACAAGAAGGCAGCAGCAACAGCUGAAAACAUCGGGAGGAAGCACCAAGAAAGGUUUCGGCGGCGAGAGGAAGGAGCUUUCAUGGAAAUGCGUAGAGGGUUGCGGUGCGUGCUGCAAGCUGGCCAAGGGCCCCUCUUUUGCCACUCCUGAAGAAAUCUUCUCCAAUCCUUCCGAUGUCGAGCUGUAUAGAAGCUUAAUAGGCCCGGAUGGAUGGUGUAUACACUACGAGAAAAGCACCCGCAAGUGCUCUAUAUACGCAGAUCGGCCAUACUUUUGCCGAGUCGAGGUUGAUGUGUUCGAGUCCUUGUAUGGCAUCGACAAGAAGAAAUUCAAUAAAGAGGCUUGCAGCUCUUGUAGAGACACGAUCAAGGCGAUUUAUGGUUUCGAUUCAAAAGAAUUGGAUAACUUCAACCAGUCACUGAAGAAGUGAAAAUUGUUGCUUACAUAAUCCAUGCUCUGUUAGCUUCCAAUUCGUGUAAAAUGCAACAUCA
Molecule: messenger RNA, 652 nt
Organism: Linum tenue
Lineage: Eukaryota; Viridiplantae; Streptophyta; Magnoliopsida; Malpighiales; Linaceae
Source: the annotation of a GenBank genome assembly